AUGACGAAAACAAAAGCCGUCAAGGAGAAGCACCAGGAGGCGCGGCCGUACGUUCAGCCAAACCAGAGCGUUGGGACCGAUCUGCUGGACAAUGAAGAGAAGAAGGACGCUACCUUCACGUCACUUGGCUUGUGCGAGGAGCUCGUCAGCGCCUGCACUGAAGCGGGAUGGCGCCACCCGACACGCAUUCAAGCGGCGACAAUUCCUGUUACAGCUGAAGGGCGUGACAUCAUCGGUGUGGCCCAGACAGGCAGUGGCAAGACAGGGGCAUAUGUGCUUCCCCUCGUCAACUGGCUCCUGACGCAAUCAAAGGUGCCGUACCUCUCUGUUCUCGUGAUGGUGCCGACCCGUGAGCUAGCGCAGCAGGUAACAGCGCAGUUUGUGAUGCUAGGCCGCAGUGUCGGGCUGCGUGUGGCGACGUUGGUUGGAGGCGCAGACAUGGUUGACCAGGCAUGUGAGCUGAGCAGGCGCCCGCACGUCGUGGUUGGCACACCUGGACGCAUUAAAGAUCACCUGAACAACACGAAGGGCUUUCAGCUUGUCAAGCUUCAUGCGCUGGUCCUGGACGAGGCGGACAAAAUGCUCGAUAUGGACUACGAGAAGGAAAUUGAUGCAAUUCUGGAGCAUUUGCCGCACAAUCGUCAGACACUUCUAUUCUCUGCCACACUCAACACGAAAAUUGAUCGACUGCAGAAGGCCUCACUGAAUGACCCCGUCUUACUAGAGGUACAUCGGAAGAACACGACAGUUGACACACUGAAACAGUAUUACAUUUUUGCUCCAUUUGCGCAAAUGCCACCGUACCUUCACUUGUACUUGACACGAGAAACCGGCAAUCAUAUUCUUAUUUUCUGUCGUAGUGCUGCACUGGUGCACCGUCUUACACUCAUGCUUCGUGUUUUAGGCCAUCAGGCACUGCCGUUGAUGGGGCGCAUGGACCAAACCAACCGUAACAUUGCCCUGUCGAAGUUCAAGGAGGGUAAAGUGCGUAUUCUCGUGUGCACCGAUGUGGCGCAGCGCGGUUUGGAUAUUCCACACACCGAUGUUGUUGUGAACUUUGCCCUUCCCGAUCGUGUGGAGGACUACAUCCACCGAGUGGGACGUACUGCACGUGCGGGCGCUCAGGGCAAAGCUGUAAACCUCAUCAGUCAGUACGACAUUGUGUUGCUUCAAAAGGUGGAGGCGGCCACUGGUGUGAAGUGUGUGGAGUGGCCCAUUGCGGAUGGCGAUGUGGCGGCGGUGCUGCAGCGUGUUGAAGAUGCGGAGCAGGAGGCGAUAAAAGAGAUUCGUGAGAAUGAGCAGAAAACAAAGUUUGAGAAGGAGGAACGCCAGUUGACGACUGCGAAGAAGGCGAAGCGUGAGCGGGGUGAUGACGACAUGGGCCAUGACGACGCCAAGCACGGAAAAGCGGAUUUUUCUACAUUGCGUCUGCGCCGCGAGCACGAGUCGGUGUUCAAGAUGACGAAGAAGGAGCAGCAUAAGACGCUCUGGGCGAAGCGCCGUGAAAUGCGGAAGCAGACCAAAUCGUGA
Molecule: messenger RNA, 1530 nt
Organism: Trypanosoma grayi
Lineage: Eukaryota; Euglenozoa; Kinetoplastea; Trypanosomatida; Trypanosomatidae
Product: ATP-dependent DEAD/H RNA helicase
Exons: 1
Coding region: 1-1530 (509 amino acids)
Molecular function (GO): nucleic acid binding; RNA helicase activity; ATP binding
Source: RefSeq, a predicted model, not a curated record